Molecule: messenger RNA, 6516 nt
Organism: Lycium barbarum (goji berry)
Lineage: Eukaryota; Viridiplantae; Streptophyta; Magnoliopsida; Solanales; Solanaceae
Product: telomerase reverse transcriptase
Exons: 13
Coding region: 2807-6067 (1086 amino acids)
Biological process (GO): telomere maintenance via telomerase
Cellular component (GO): telomerase catalytic core complex
Molecular function (GO): telomeric repeat DNA binding; telomerase RNA binding
Source: RefSeq, a predicted model, not a curated record
GUUGUCGUAUCUUAUCAGGGAAAAAGAUGUAGAUGAUUAUCGGAAGCUUCUCAACCAGUGCUUCAUUGUCGUCUCCGAUAACGCGCCUCCUCUUCGCAGCUAUGAUCCUCAUUGCCGCUGGCCCCACCUUGAGGUAUCUGUUUUAUUUCGAUGAUCAUGUCAACAAAAGUAAGUAUUUCUCGAAAUAAUUUUUUUGAAAAAUAUUUUGGCGGGAAACUGUUCAUCUUGUCUACCUUUUUUUUUUUUGCCCUUUUCUGUUUUUGUCGGACUUUAAAAAGAUACCCUUAUGUUUCUAUUUGUUUGUCUGGUUUUGACUUGACAGGGGACUUAAGAAAGUAAAAAAAUAUUCUUGAAUCUUGUGCUCGUAAAUUAGAGAUAUGUAGAAUGUACCAGAUAAAAAUGCCGUUUAAUCUUGUGGUUUUAAAUAUGUCAUGUGAAAAGCUGGAAUUAAAGAGUUGCCCAAAAUAGGAAGGAGAUAUUCUUUUUGAAACGGACUGAAAUGGAAAGCAAGACAAACAAAUUGAUAAUGAAGGGAGUAUAAUUUUGAGAGGUUGCUUGUUGAUUUUGACUGUUGUGCUGAAAUGUUGAUGCCAAUCUACUGCAGUUGAGAGAAAACUCUAAGCGUAUGAAUUUUGUAAAUUGUUUCGAAAUGGAAUUUUACGAACCAUAUUAGAAUAUACUAUGAGAUGAAAGUCUUUAAUUUGAAUAUAUUUCAGCAAAAUUCUUUCAGAAAUUAAUUGAAGAGCGAUACAGUUGACACUUGAAUAGCAAAAUAUGGUCUUUUUUUUUGGCUGAAAUGCGGAUUUAAUCUAAAAUCUGCUGGUUAUUUAGCUGAUUGAAUUAGGCUGUCAAUCGAUCUCAAUAGUUUUUUUGUUAAUAACAUUUAGAAUUGACAAACUUGGCAGAAACCUGAGAGUAUAAAAGGGUAUUUCAUGUGUUUGGUCUAGGAAAUAGCUGAAGUAGUUCAAUUUUUUACCCUCUAUAGUGACAAUAAUCCAAUAGAAGCAACAGUUUUACGAGAGAAGAUUCAUGUGUAUUCCGUUUCAUGCCUUAAGAUCAACUUAUUCCUAUCAUUUCAUCCUUGUUGCCUGGGCUAACUAUACUCAUGUUUUUUCCUGUAUAUCACGGAAAAAAGGUGUUCCUGUAUUUAACAGCCCAAGAAGCCUCGUGUCAGAUUAUUACUACUAUCAUAAUCGUUUGGUACAUCGAAGACAAAUCUUUUCUCUGAUUACCGUGUGAAAUGGAUUCUGGAAGUGUAACUGGUUCAAAUGUUUGAUGGUACACAAUUUGUUAAGUUUAGCUUGGCAAAGGGAAGAACAUGGACCGUAGAAUGACAGCCCUAGGAAAAAGAGCCAGUUUGAAAGGCUAAAUAUCAAUGUACUUUGGAGCAGUUUCAAAUAGUUUAAUGCUGAAAUUUGGGGGUGAUCGUGAUGUUUUUGGAUGUAUUUCUUUUUUGAAAUGGGUUUAUGAGUAUUUGAUUGUUAGUUCUUUUCCCUUUUUUUUGGUUUUUCAUUCAUUCACUAGUCCUCUUUUUUCUUCUUCUUUAUGUAAAUACAUUCUGUAAAUAGAGAACUUUCAUGUUUCUUGGGGUUUUCUUUUUGAUAAGUACCAUCAUACACUUGGCCUGUACCUAUUAGAAUUCAUCUGACAGCCUGAUGUAUUGGUCAUUCACCUGAUGAAUAUAUGUUACCCAUAAUUAUAAGUUUGAGAGCCUAUUGAUCCAUUUGGCUCUGGGGACAACAUCAAAAUACACCUUACAGUAGGUGUUAGUGUGAGCAUGGCUCUACAUUGGAUGUACUCUGUGCUGCCUAGAAUGGGGAUGAGGUUGCUGAAGAUGUUGUGCCUCCAGAGUGCGAUUAUUAACUCCUUCAAGUAAGCCCCACACAAGUUACAAAAUAUAGUCAUGACUUAAAAGGAUAACUAGGAUAUCCUUUUAGUUUAGCAGAAUGGUGGCUGAAAUGUUAUCUUUGUUGAUUGUAGUCUCAGGACUAGAUAACUACAUAAACUUGCAAAGCACUGCCUAGAAUAGGUCCAGGAAAGGCUUUGAAUGUUGAAUUAAGCAGCAAUUUUUCGACCAUGACAAGUUUCGAUGCUCCUGGUUUGCUAAAUGAGAAGGUAUCUAAGGAGGGAAGCUCUAGAGACAUUUCAAAUGUUGUACUAAUUGUCCAAAUUCAUGAAACACAACUAACAGUGAUUAAUUAUUUUAAGUGGCUAGGUUUUCAUAACAAGUUUGUAUGUGUUCACAUCCUAAGAGAUGGAUUCAAUAUAAGGCUUCAAACCCUGAAAUGUGCUGCUUGUCUAGAAGAACAAGCUAUAUGGAUGUAAAACAGUAGUCACUGGAGUAAUUAAAAUUUUCCGUGUUUGUAUACAUUUGUUUCAUAAUGGGUAAACUUGUUUCUAUUUCUUUUAAAAAGUUCUUGCAUUUGACUUAUAAUCAGUACAUGCCUGGGGCUAUACUCGUUCAGUAUGUAGGCAACAUUAUGUCAUAAUGUGUAUAUACAGCCUUAAAGUUACUCUAAAAUGAAAAGCACUAUAAAAUUUCUUAAUUUCUAGAUUUAUAUAUCUUCAAAUAUGGUUCCUAUAUAUGCAGGAAUUAAUGUGGGAAUGAGUAUGAUGGUGCAAGGGUGCGGAAUAUGCUUUGUUGGGAAUUCGUAUUGUGUUUUGAUUGAACGUGCUAUCUGUUUGAUAUAUGUGCUAUCAGUUUGAUUAAUGCUUGGAUUAGCUCAUCUCAAAGUAAGGGCUAGGAACAAUUCAUCCAAUAUGACAUUCAUUUGAAGAUGAUUAGCUUGUUAAAAGGACAAUUGAAAUGACAAUAAGUGAGCAAUGCAGCAGUUCUAACAUUAUAAGUUUUGGUUAUGAUAAGAUGAGCCGCUUUAGUGACACUGUAAAGCUUCUGACAUCACCAUCAUGGAGCCUUCUCCUUAAAAGGAUUGGGGAUGUUCUCAUGGUUUAUUUACUAAAGAACACCUCAAUAUUUUUGCGGCUUCCUCGAAACAAACACCAUCAGGUGGCAGGAGUUCCCAUCAGUGACUUGUGCCUAAAAUCUCACCUGCACAUAUCUGCCACUACCUAUAAGCCUUCAUUACUUCAUCCUGAAUCUAGGAAAAAGAGGAGGGUAGACGAAGUUUACUCAUCAACGAGGAAAAAGACGUGCAUUAGGAAAAAAUGUAUGAUGGAGAAGUUAUCUACAGAAACUACAGUAUCUGCUGAAGCUAAUUCCACUUGUUGUGAAGUGCUUCCAUCUAGGAAAGGACAAUGUUACUCAAAUACACCGACUCCAUCGUAUGGGAAGCGUAAAAGACAGUAUAAAUGGCAGCGUCAAAGGAAGCUUAGGCAGUUGAAGGCUCAAGGAACACAUUCCUUAAUCUCGUGUAUGAGUUUCAACACUAAGGUCAACUGGUCGGGAGACCUGAAGUGUGAUGUAAGCUCAAAUUCAAGAUCUCCUCUUGAAAAGACAAAUGUGUGUUGCUCUUGUUGUUUGGUCUUUCAAAUCCUUCCAGAGGUCAAAAAGGAAACUCAAAUCAACAGGCAAACCAUGUUCUACAAGUUGGAAAGUUGUUCGUCAGUAUUCCCACCCAAGCACAUCCUGAAUUAUUUGAAGCCAAACUCUUCUGGAGCAACUAGACUCUUCAAGGAAAUUUUUGGAUCUCUUGGCGUUUAUGUCACUACUCAGGAAGCUCCUUGCGUGCACAGCAGCAACUGUAAUCUCAUCACAUCCUCUUGUCUAUACCAUUCAAUUAUUAAGUUGCUGAAAUCUCUCAUCCGCAAAGCUCACCAGUGCCAACACUUAAGGCUGUUGAAAAAACACUGUUCUACUCCAUCAUUGGAUCAAGGUACCAAAAGCAUUGCUGCAACUAUCUUGGAGGGAAACAAAUCUGAAGCAAGUUUACUUGCAAAUGAUAGUCCGGAAUCUCUGUUGCAGCCAACCAAUUAUUAUUGUAUGAAGGAGCAAGUUGUAUCAUUUGCUUGGGCUGUUUGUCGAAGUAUAGUGCCCAUAGAUUUGCUGGGGACUACUUCUAAUUGGAGAGUUCUAACGAAUAAUAUAUACAAGUUUGUUAAGCUACGAAGGUUUGAGAAAUUCACGUCCAAGCAGUGCAUGAGGAAAGUUAAACUAUCUAGUUAUCCUCUACUAUCAGAUGAAUACUCCUUUUUAUUGAAACAUGAACUACUAGAACGCUGGAUAUUUUGGUUAUUUUCUUCUUUUGUUUUGCCUCUGGUUCAAGCCAACUUUUACGUAACUGAAGCUGAGCAUGAGAAACAAGAUAUAUUUUACUAUCGCAAGCCUACUUGGGAGAAUAUUAUUUCCAAAGCUGUGACCUGCUUAAGAGAUCAAGGUUAUGAAGAAUUAACUGCUGCAUCUGUCAGGAAAAUAAUAAGGACUAGGUCAUUUGGCUUCUCAAAAGUACGUCUACUUCCAAAAAAAAGGGGAGUAAGAAUGCUGGCAAAUCUUAAAGCAUCACUAAAGUUGCCUGUGAAUCAUCCUCUGCAACCCAGAGGUCACAGAAAAGUAGGCGCUGGUAGAAAUGUCAAGUAUCACAAUUACAAGUCUGUUAAUGAAAUCCUCAAAGAUUUGCAUUUAGUGCUCAAAUGUAUAGUAGCAAAAGAACCAGAGAGGUUGGGUUCAUCUGUAUUUGACUAUAACGAUGUGUAUAAAAGGCUUGUCCCUUUCUUAUCAAAUCUGAAGAGUGUUUUUUCUGUCAAACCUGGACUAUUCAUCAUUGUAUCAGAUGUCGAAAGAGCUUUUGAUUCUGUAGACCAAGAUAAGCUACUAAGUGUGCUGGAUGAUCUCAAUUUGGAGGAUGAAUAUUUUUUUAACAAAGUUGUUCAAGUUGUGUGCACCAAGAAAUCACUGCAGAUACCACCAAACUGGACAUUAGGAAGUAAAGAGGAUGUCCCUGAUCUUGCCAACGUCAGGUCUUGUCUUCCCAAUCACUCGUUGCGUGGCAUUCUUGUAAAGAAACAGGUGCAAGGCAGAAAAGUAAGAAAAGAACAGCUUCAAAAUGAUUUGAAGGAGCACAUAAAGCGCAAUGUGCUGCAGCUAGGUGUCAAGUUUUUCUUGCAAUCUGUUGGUAUACCUCAAGGAAGUGUUUUGUCCUCUCUGGUCUGCUCCUUGUAUUAUGGGCAUCUUGAGAAUUCAGUAAUAUUUCCAUUUCUUGAGAAAGCUUGUAAACCUGACCCUGAAUUUCCUUCAGAGGAAUGUCCCGUUGAUGAUACAGCUGCAAGAUAUAAUCACCUCGUAACGUGUAAACCUAACUAUCUGUCGCUUAGGUUUAUCGAUGACUUGCUUUUCAUCUCAACCUCAAAGGAACAGGCUUCUAAGUUCUUCUCCCGGUUGCAGAGAGGGUUUCGUGCCUACAACUGUAACAUGAAUAAACAAAAAUUUGGAACGAACUUUCAGACGAAUAUUAUACAAGGUUUGGGAUCAGAUAGAUUAUAUGUGGUUGAAGAUGGAACCUCAUUUCUUCGAUGGAGUGGACUAUUUAUCAACUGCUCGACUUUGGAAAUUCAGGCAGAUUACACGAGGUAUUUGAAUUCCCCGCUAAGUUCAGCCCUCACUGUUGGCUGGAUAAAUAAACCAGGCCGUGACUUAAAGGCUAAGUUGUGCGGUUAUCUGAGACCGAAGUGCCAUCCUAUAUUUUAUGAUUCUAACAUAAAUUCAGCAGUUGUGGUCAGACUUAACAUUUAUCAAGCUUUUCUUCUGUGUUCCAUGAAGUUCCACUGCUACAUCUCUGAUUUAUCAUGCUUGUGUAGAUUCAGCACCGAAUUUUAUGCAGAUGCUUUGGGAAAAUCAUUGAGGUAUAUGAAAAGGCUCAUCAAGAAGAGGAUGUUCUCCUUCAAAACUGGUUCAGAUUUUCGUCCAAUUCUUGAUGUGGAGAAAGGGGAAAUCGAAUGGCUUGGAUUAACUGCUUAUAUUCGAGUGUUGAAGAGAAAACAAUCAAGGUAUAAGGAGUUGUUACAUGUAUUAGAGGCUAAGCUCAAGGCACUUGGUAAGCUAGAAAGUACAUCAGUAUUGCAACAAGCCACAGAUGAUAAACGUUCCUCUAUACUAUGGAAGAUUAAGUAUUGACAACAGAAGGAAACAUACCUGUAUUUUGAUUAAACAUACCUGUAUUUUGAUUGAGUAAUUUUUGCCAUUGUGUCCACAAGGCACUUUAAUUCGAAAAGAAGGCUGUAAAAGUUUUAAAUGCUUCAGUCCAGAGCCUUCUAAAAUGAGCUUGAUAUGAAAACCUAAACCAUGUUUUGUUCCAGGUACAUUUUGCAACCUAUUUAAAGCGAUACUAUUUGGAUCAUAUCCUGCAUAAUGGAUCUUACCGUAAUCACUCAAUAGUUUGGUAUAAUCUAUGUCACAAGUACCAAAAAAAAAAAAAAAACCUGAAAACGAGAGUUCACAUCGGCUAGGCCCCUUUUCUCAUUUCUUUUUGUGUAUUAACAUGAAGCAAAUUGCUUGCCUUUCUUUAUUUCGUUUUGCUAUCCUUUUCUUAUUGUCUUGUUGGAGCAAUUUGCUUCCAACUUUAA